Messenger RNA from Lotus japonicus, 1191 nucleotides. RefSeq lists its product as uncharacterized. The record is from RefSeq and is a predicted model, not a curated record. Bases 1 to 1191 code for a protein of 396 amino acids. NCBI's taxonomy places the organism in Eukaryota, Viridiplantae, Streptophyta, Magnoliopsida, Fabales, Fabaceae. The transcript has a single exon.
AUGCAAAAUGAGUGUUUACAAGAGCAGUUGAGGUACUAUCACCUCCGGCAGUGGAAUCAAGAGGAGGAGAAGGCUGCGGCUACGACCGGAACCAAGCCUUUCUCGGCGGAAGUACGAGAGGUGAUUGUACCGGACGGCAUGACGAACCUCGUGUUGGAGGCAUACGACGGACAAGUCAGUCCAAAGGAUCAUCUGUCUCGUUUUGAUGCGAAGAUGGCGAAGUACGCGGUUUCCGACGCUGUGAAAUGCAUGAUGCUUCCAUCAACGUUUCGAGGCGCGGCAAAGGAAUGGUUCACAAAUCUGCCUCCAGGAUCCAUAGCUAAGUUUCGUGAUUUCUCAUCAAAAUUCCUUGACCAUUUCUCUGCAAGGACGGUCGAGGAUCUGUUUGAUAUUCGGCACGAGGAACGUGAAACCUUGAAACAAUAUGUGAAACGAUACAGUGCCAUAUCCGCGAGGUUCGAGGAAUUGCAACCACGCGUGUGCGUGUGCGCUUUCAAAGGCGGUUUGGCCCGGGGAGAAUUUUAUUGCGAGCUGAGUAGGGAGCUGGCAUGCUCAAUGGUGGAAGUCUGCGCCCGAGCGCGGGACUACAUCUUAAAAGAAGAAAUUGAAGUGCACGAGAGGAAGGGCGAGCGAGCGGCAAAAGUGUCGCUGACAAGGAAGAGGAUACAAGACAAGGAAGCAAGUCGCGAGCAGAGGUUUGGGGAAGCUGGCCGGUUCAUAAAAAAGAAUAAAGGACAGCUACUCCGCCCGAAAACGAGGGAUAGAAAGCACUGGUGCCCUCGCCGAGAAGCGAAAGUAAGCCAGCGAAUGAGGUCGCAGGGAUUCUCAAACAAGGAGUUAGCAAAGGUACUUCUCGAGGCGGAAAUUGAGAACAUGAACAAAGUCGACGAGCGCAGAAAGGACCCCGAAAGCGAGGCGAGGAAUCCGCCGAGGUGGUGUGAGUACCACAACCUAGAGGGCCAUAACACCAUCGACUGUUUCAUACUGAAGGGUCGAAUCAGGCAGCUGAUCAGGGCGAAACGGCCGCAAGAGGCGAAGGGGAGGGAAUUUGAAGAAGCUGAUGGCGGCGAGGGCGGAGGAACGGUUGAAGCAACGAACACAAUCGCUGGAGGUUUCGAAGUUUGCAACGACGUAUCGGCGGCGGGCCAGGAGAAAGUGGGGGCGACAACAUCAGUACAGGUGUAUCCAUAA